CAGACCAACUAAAUUAUGAGGAAAACGUAUACCCACAGGUAUGCGUCCACAGUAGCCUGGGGUGUUCGACAUCAGGUACGGCGUGUUUUUAGAGAUCCCAACGCGUGUAACUUGCGCACUAAUAGUACACUCGCACAGUCUGUACAAGAUGUCAGCAGCUUCUUCAGGCGGAAGGUUGGCCCUCAUAUACGAAUCGAUCAGGACCUACUGUCACGUGAUGUGUACAAGUCGGAAAAGUCUCUACCACAACUAGCCUUGCUAUCACUAUCUAUGAGGAAGGCAAUUCAGGAGCGUAAUUGUACACGCCUUAAGAUUUGCGUAGAAACUGGGGAUAUAGAGGCAGCUUCAGCAAUCCUGCAGCAUCUAAUAGAUCUCAGACUCAAUUUCGGGACACCCACAUUGUCAGCGAUGAAACAGGCCACGGAUCUGGGUGCCAGUGCGCAUAUCGGACCGAAACAUCUAGAAAGGUUGACAUAUACUGACACACAGCCGAGAGAUGGUUCUAAUGUCACAGCUGGAAUGGUAGGUGCGCAACACGAUAGUCGGUAUACUGCGGUUGCUCACAAGAACCAUGUCGUCGAUGCUUGGAAAGCGUUGGAACAGACUCUGGAUCCCCACUCAGGAGAAGUAAGACAACAUCCUAACAUAGUUCAGAAAACGAAUACGAUUGCACCUGUGCAGUCCAUAGGCCUAACUGGGGGUCUCCGUGCGCGUGCUAACGGGCAGGAACUGACAGCUUAUAACGAAUACCUGAUACACGCCAUCAGGCGACAAGAGCGGGAUAUGGUGCUGGCGUUAUUGAUAGUUAUGCGAUUAGUGAAGGUGGCGUACGACUUCACCACACAUGAACACAUCCGCACCGCUUGUACUAGCGGACUGUUAGGCAGUGCCCCGGACGCGGAUGCGCGUGUGCCAGAGACCUACACAUACCACACUGAUGCGCAUGUGGAUGGUGGCGAAUGUUUGUCAGACACAACGCACGUGUUGGUGGCGCACGCUCUGAAAUGGGAUCACAGUGCUGUGACGCACGAUCUAAACCCUAAAACCCCGAUCUCCAAUCUCUGGGGUUGGCUGGGUGCGGGUGCUUUUGGUGCAGGGCGGGUUGGUAAGGCCACUAGUGGCGGCGACAAGUGUGUUUAUAUCCCCAGUAAUACGCUUCUUCCAGAGCUGGGGACACUCCUGCGAGCACGAAUGGAGUACGUUUCAAUCACAGAGUCUAAUACAAAGAAUAAUGGGGAGACGAAAGGCGUCGAUAGCAUACUGGUAGAAGCCAUACCGGAUGCCAACCGGGUGUAUGUUAGUACAGAGGCUCUAGCUAAGGCUGCUCGGUGUGGUGUUACGGCACUACGCGAUAGGUACGAGUCUGUUAUCAGAUCCUUUAUGCUCUCCCGGAGUGAGUUAAAAGGGGCCGUGUUGGCCAAGGCAGUGAACCGCGCGUGCGCUCUCGAUACCCUCUCCUUAGAGCAUGACACCACCCCCACUAAGAAUGCACAGUUAAAGGCGGCCCGAAUCGCGCGAGAUAACUUUGAUAAAGCGUAUGAUGGUAUGAUUGGGGGCGCAAGGCAUGUUCUCCUAGCCACGCUGGAGAUGGGGUUGAAGAAGCGUAGUAAGGACAUCGUAUUGGGGUCGUUGCUGAGACUGAUACCCACCAACUCGGACUAUUCUUCGCACGCUUACAAAGCACAGUUGGUCCAUCUCGUGCAUACUCCGGAGCGCAUGGACUUGCUCGAGCCUCACCUCACCACUCUGCAAGCUAGUGAUAUGAUGGCAAACGAGAACGCAAGUCUCGCUGAGAGAUUGCGUAGCAUACAUGCGCGAGCCGUAGACGAGAGCAUGCGCCACCCAAUAGAUAGCGAACUCUACAAUCUCGACCAGCGCACCCAGAAAACUAUCUGUGCAGAGGAGCCUUUGGUAGCUAAGCAACUGAAACAGAGAACACUACGCGGCCAACUAUGGAAAGACUUUGUUCGCAAUGUAGAUAUUGCCAAUGCGAGACCGUCGGUGAGGGUAUCAGAUACGUAUGAGGAGCCUCAUGAGACAGACAAGUCCAUUGUCAGCCAUUUCAAAGCGAUGCAUAGUGGUAGUUUGGGCAAAUGGCUUGCAGCGAAAUUGAAUCUGUGGGCCCCAACUGUGGGUGGCGCUGUAUAUCCGAACACUGGUGAUAACACCGCAGGGGAGAGCGGAAGUGUGCGCGAUGUAGUGACCCGGCAUGCAUGGGCGAGGAAGCAAGUGGCACACGAGUGCGAAACCCUGCUGAAGCGUUGCUUGCGCUUAAUGGACGUGGAUGGGGCGCUGACGGUGGCGCAUCAUAUUGCGGUGAACAAACUGUGGGUUUCAGACGAGAUGAAGGAUUAUAUAGAAACCGCUAGGACCAAGCGGAUGCUGAACUAUCAUGGGAGACUCCAACGUGAGGUGGACGUAAGGAAGGGUAAGGGGCGAGUGAGUGAGCGGGAAAUCGUGCUAUACAACCACAUGAUCGAGUCUGCUACUAUUGUUAGUGCGAAAUGGUGGUGGGAGAGGUUUCCAGAGCAACGGAGGCUAGAUUUACAUGGACAUACUCGGCUUAUGUGUAAUGUUGCCUUCGCCAAGCUGUUGAAUACUAUGUUAAGUAUGUAUAAUGCGCACGUUCUCGAACACACUCGGAGGUAUAAGGCCACUACUCCGUGCAUCUGUGUGCCCGACAUCGCAGUAGGCGCAGAGGCUCACUCGUUGCUUGCCAAUGACAGCAGCCUCGAGGCAUUUUCUACCACAAUCACGGGUGAGAGUGCGCCGCCAUUUAACUGUAGAGUGGUGCUGAUCACAGGUAAAGGUAGUAAUAGCAGAGAGGGUCCUGUGCUCCGGCCCAAUUUGAUGAGACUGGCCUUGCAACUGAACCCUCCAAUCAAAAUGGUGGAGCUCAGCAGCGCGAGUGUGGAGCUGGUGGCCGACGAUGUGCGCCAAUGGCUGAUAAGGAAUGCUGGGUGAGCAUAAGUACAGUACAAGGGAGUCUGAGUAUGCCAACGCCAGGUAUAGCAUGUAACUUGGCAUGGGAAAGUACAGAAUAUAAGUUAGAUAUAUAGAGCAAGUGUACGGCAUAGACAGUUGGGCUUGUAUUCUGCGAUCUCGUAUUGCUCGGGUGAUCUGACCUGAAUUUCAGGGAACCUCGUUUAUUCAAUUCAUUGGCGUCGUUGGCCUUUGACACCUGUGCAGCCGACUGUGGCCAGUUAUAUAAAUGUCAAGGCAGGCAUAGAACCCCCAAGGAUAUCUCGGAAUUACCGUUGUAUGUAACUUGCUUGCAUUCAGUUCUUCACAGGUGUGUGUCUGGGCGCUCAUGAAGACACGGAACUGUUCACGUACAACAACCAAGAAACAUUUACAGACACAAGGAUGUCGAUUCUUCUGGUCACCCAGUCUAUUGUAAUAAUUGGGGACCUUUGGGAUUAUAACCUACACUCGUGUUACUUACUAAAAGCGUUUGUGAGUAAUGCAAACCCCGUAAGGACUCGUGUAGGAUAUGAGGUUUUUGACAAUAUAUCUAUCGUUAGGUCUAACAAUAGAAAUUUGCGUCAGAGCAUCAACAAACUCACAAGAUAGCUGAAAGCGAACAGUAUCAAUGAACGGCCCAUCUGCUGAAAUGUGUUCCAAAAUGGUAGGUAUAAAGUAUAUUUCUCGUCUCAACUCAGUUCCCGCUGACAAGGGUUUAUAUAAAAGUACGAGAAUGUAUACUGUCCCUCUGGAGAGAGAGAGAGAAAAUGGAGAAAUCAUGCCGUCCCAGGGGU
Sphaeroforma arctica JP610 is the source of this 3758-nucleotide messenger RNA. RefSeq lists its product as hypothetical. The record is from RefSeq and is a predicted model, not a curated record. NCBI's taxonomy places the organism in Eukaryota, Ichthyosporea, Ichthyophonida. The transcript has a single exon. Bases 16 to 2964 code for a protein of 982 amino acids.